This is a messenger RNA of Pipistrellus nathusii (Nathusius's pipistrelle), 555 nucleotides long. The record is from the annotation of a GenBank genome assembly. NCBI's taxonomy places the organism in Eukaryota, Metazoa, Chordata, Mammalia, Chiroptera, Vespertilionidae.
AUGUGUCCUGUCCCCAGUGCUGUUCACCGAGAACCCCUCUGCUGUGAGUACCAGUCCAGAUUUGGGGACCGCCUACUGGUGCCCCAGGCUGAGGCAGCACUACCUUACUGGGUCCCUCUGUCCCUGAGGUCCCAAAAGCAGAUCCAAAAGAUGGUCCAGACUGAUACCCCCAAUGCCACCAAGGUGUGCCCCUGCCCAGAUCGCCGCUUUGGGGGCUAUCUCCCGGUGCCUAGGGACCAGGCUGUGAUGCCCUACUGGGUGCCCCGGGGCCUGAGGUCUCACAAGAAGGUGGCGAAAAGACAGCAGAGUUUUAAAAGCAUCAAAGAAUCCCCCCUGGACUCGCACUCCUGGCACAACCGCUGGCGGAUCUGCUGCAGCAGACACCUUCUUCUCAAGUGGCUGCAGCUCCAGGCCCUUCACCAGGAAGGGCAGCUGGCCCUGGAGAGGAGAGUGACCCCCCAGCCCUCCUUCCUGUCUCUCUGCUUCAGUCUCCUGGCCUUCCUCCAGGCUGGCUUGAGGGCCAUCUCGUUCAUUCGCCAAUUUUGGGGGGUUUGA